AGCUCUUCGAGGCGUGCCUCCCUUUGCGCUCGCGCUGAGCCCCGGGUCCGCGCUGGGCCCGCCCGUCCCGCUCCCGCCGUUCAGCGCUGGUGCCAUGUCGAUCGACGGGGCCGAGCAGGUGCUGCUAAGGGUGGAAGCUUCGGAAGGCGAACGGGGCGGCGCAGCCCGCAGUCCGUCAGCCGCCGACGAUGGCGAGCCCGCGCCGCCUUCCAAAGGAGGUGGCGUCGGAUGUGCUUGCUUCAGGCCCAGCCCGCUGACGGCGCUCAUCUUCCUGGCAGCCGCAGGCGCUCUGGCCGCUGCCGCUGUGUGGCUCAACAACGCCGCUGCUGUGGAUGCGCAGGCCGCUGCUGGCGGGUGGUUCAAACAGGUUGCUGGUGUGGAUGCGCAGGCUGCUGCUGGCGAGUGGUUCAACCAGGUUGGUGUGGAUGCGCAGGCCGUCGUCGUCGGGUGGGUCAACGAUGUCGCUGACAUCGCUGACAUGGGCGCGCAGGAGGUGAACAUGUCGAGCAACGUCACAGACUGCUCUGCGAUGGAUCAGAGCUGCCUCGAGUCCAGGUGCUGCCUCGACGAGGGGCUGCAGUGCUACGCCAAAGACGAGACUUUUGCCAGGUGCAAGCCCUCGUGUGUCCCGGGGCCAGACAUGCAAGACGUGGACGGGAAGCAUUGGAGCUGCGAGCAGCUCGGUCCUCGCACACCCGGCACGAUCACAGAGGUGGACGCGGCGGAGCUGCCAGUCCCGAGUUGGGUCAGGUGGGCGUGCUCCAGCAAGGGCGAAGACUGCAGCGCCCGCGCGUGCUGCAAGGACCGGGGCCACCAGUGCUUCGGGGAGAGCGGCGGCGCCGGCCUCUGCAGGGUCGAGUGCGAGGAGGGCUCGGCGUGCGAGGCGAGGGGGCCGCGGACGCCCGGGAGGCCCCGGCGGGGCUCGUUCCUGGUCAUCGGGGACUGGGGCUGGGACCCGCACGCUUACGGCAGUCAGCAGAACCACGAGUGCCAGGCUUCGAUUGCGCGGCUGAUGGACCGCACCAUGGGCGAGCUUGGGGACGUCAGGUUUGUCGUCAACGUGGGCGACUCGUUCUAUCCGAACGGCGUGAAGGACAGGGGCGACCCGCAGUGGGAGGCGAAGUGGCGGAGUCUCUACAGCUUCCAGCUUCGUGCAGUCCCCUGGUACAGCGUGUACGGGAACCACGACCUCCACGAAGCAUCGUGUGCGUGCACCGAAGACGAGUCGCAUUGCGCCCAAGUAAACUAUCCAGCUGACGAUCGGGACUUCUUCGUGAUGCCAGGCACAAGCUACUACAAGGAGCUUCCCGAUCUGGGCAUCGAGGUCGUGGGCCUAGAUCUCAACCACUUUGCCGGCGGAGACCGAGCCAGGAGCAAAGACGCACUGAAAUUCGGCUCGACGGAGGAGUGCAUCUCGAUCAUCCGCAAUCGCACCCAGCGGGGCUUCGACCUCUUCUUCGAGCGAGCUGAGAAGUCGAACGCCACAUCCUUGGUCGUCUUCUCCCACUACCCGACUGACUACUUCUCCCUCGCCCCGGAGUUCCUCGCGGCCCUCAGGGACAACUCGCGACACGGCAUCACUUACUUCGGCGGCCACCGGCACAGCACCGACAACGUCAGCACCACCUCCACCAGGCCGAACACGAACUGGGUCGUGGGCGGCGGCGGCGGCUGGGGCUGCGACUCAAACAAGCAGGGCUUCGUGGUCGGAGAGGUCAACGUCGACGGCUCCGUCCCCCGUG
Molecule: messenger RNA, 1742 nt
Organism: Prorocentrum cordatum
Lineage: Eukaryota; Dinophyceae; Prorocentrales; Prorocentraceae
Source: the annotation of a GenBank genome assembly